Epinephelus fuscoguttatus (brown-marbled grouper) is the source of this 7763-nucleotide messenger RNA. RefSeq names its product solute carrier family 26 member 2 (gene slc26a2). Gene Ontology annotation, cellular component: membrane. The record is from RefSeq and is a predicted model, not a curated record. Bases 109 to 2280 code for a protein of 723 amino acids. Gene Ontology annotation, biological process: transmembrane transport. Gene Ontology annotation, molecular function: chloride transmembrane transporter activity; bicarbonate transmembrane transporter activity; oxalate transmembrane transporter activity. The transcript is spliced from 5 exons. NCBI's taxonomy places the organism in Eukaryota, Metazoa, Chordata, Actinopteri, Perciformes, Serranidae.
CUCCAGUGUAAAAUGAAUUUGAGGCGGAUUCACUCUCGGCUCUCUGGACAUAACCUAAAAUUAACUUGGUAAACCGCGGCUGGCUCGAGCUCAGAGAAGGGCUCGAUCAUGAGUCAUGGCAAUGACUGCUGUACAACAGCAGAAGAUGGAGCUGAGAGCGACCAGCUGCAGCCUCUUCUUCUGGAAAGGGUGGAGAAAGAAAAGUCUAAAAGCUGGCAAACUGUUGUGUCACAUCGUUUAAAGAAACACUGCGUGUGCACACCAAAGAAAGCUAAAUCCAAAAUACUGGGCUUUGUGCCGAUUCUGAAAUGGCUGCCACGCUACCAGCUCAGAGAAUGGCUGCUGGGUGAUGUCAUGUCAGGACUGAUUGUUGGAGUCCUAUUGGUCCCUCAGUCUAUAGCCUACUCCUUAUUAGCCAGUCAGGACCCCAUAUAUGGUCUCUAUACUUCUUUCUUCUCCUCCAUCAUCUAUGCCCUCUUAGGCACUUCCAGACACAUCUCAGUGGGGAUCUUUGGGGUGCUCUGCCUGCUUGUGGGUCAGGUUGUGGACAGGGAGUUAGCUUUGGCAGGAUACCUCACAGAAAGCAGCAGCAGCAGUAACAGUAGCGCCCUCCUGCUGGCCGGCCUGGGGAAUGGCACUGUGGAAUGUGACAGAAGCUGCUAUGCAAUCACAGUGGGAGCAACAGUUACCUUUACUGCUGGAGUUUACCAGGUGCUCAUGGGCCUUUUCCAGGUAGGCUUCGUCUCAGUCUACCUCUCAGACUCCCUUCUCAGUGGCUUCGCUACAGGAGCCUCCCUCACCAUCCUCACGUCCCAGUUAAAAUACCUCCUGGGCCUCAAGAUCCCCAGGCCUCAGGGCUGGUUCACUCUGUUUAAGACCUGGUACAGCAUUCUCACCAACCUGGGAAAAACCAACAUUUGUGACCUGGUGACCAGUAUAGUGUGUUUACUGAUACUGGUACCUACCAAGGAGCUCAAUGAUCGCUUCAAAGCCAAGCUGAAGGCUCCAAUCCCCUUCGAGCUCUUCGUGGUGGUUAUUGCAACACUUGCUUCUCAUUUUGGCCACUUCAAUACCGACUACGGUUCGGACGUAGCUGGUGACAUCCCCACGGGUUUCCUCCCUCCCAAGCUGCCGAUGUGGAGUCUGAUCCCCAACGUAGCUGUUGACGCCUUCUCCAUCGCCAUCGUGGGAUUCGCCAUCACUGUCUCACUGUCAGAGAUGUUCGCCAAGAAGCACGGCUACACGGUGGAUGCCAACCAGGAGAUGUACGCCAUUGGCUUCUGCAACAUCUUGCCAUCGUUCUUCCGCUGCUUCACCACCAGCGCUGCGCUGACUAAGACCCUCGUGAAGGAGUCCACAGGGUGCCAGACUCAGGUAUCUGGGCUGGUGAGCGCCCUCGUCCUGCUGCUGGUACUGCUGGUCAUCGCGCCACUCUUCUAUUCCCUGCAAAAAUGUGUAUUAGCAGUCAUCAUCCUGGUUAACCUUCGUGGAGCUUUACGUAAGUUCGGAGACAUUCCAAGCAUGUGGCGUGUCAACCGUGUUGAUACCUCCAUCUGGCUGAUCACCAUGGCAACCUCUGCGCUGGUCAACACAGAGCUAGGUCUGCUCGUUGGGGUUUUGGUAUCAGCCCUCUGCGUCCUGGGCCGAACGCAGCAGGCCAAGGUGCUGGAGCUUGGCCGGGCUCCAACCAGGGAGCAUUAUGAGGACCUGUCAUCUUACCGUGGCCUUCAGAGACAUCCCGGAGUGGCUGUUUUUAAAUACGAGGCUCCAAUCUAUUAUGCCAACCAGAGCUUGUUCAAAAAAUCUCUCUAUAGGGGUGUAGGGCUCGACCCUCUGAAGGAGAAAACACGGCUUAUGAAGCUCAAGAAGAAGAACAAACAGCAGGGAGAGGCUGUAGGACUCCCAAAUAUGAAGUCAGUGGAUACAAGUAAAGAGGAUAACAUUGAAGCUGGUGCAACAACAACCUUGAUGCUCGACAAGAAAUCUUCCUGUAGCUUACGCAGUGUGGUGAUAGACUGCAGCGCCAUCAUGUUUUUAGAUACAGCUGGAGUGAAUGCUCUCAAAGAAGUCCGCAAAGAUUAUGAAGAACUUGGGAUCAAGGUGGUCCUGGCCCAGUGUAAUACCUCAGCACUGGACGCACUGGAAAGAGGGGGAUACUACCCUGACAAAAAAGGAUGUGAUGAAGGAGAGAACAAAAUCAUAUUCUUCACCAUCGCAGAUGCCGUCCACUACGUCCAAAGCCUCUCGGUUCCGAACGGAGAUUAUGACAGCAGAUGCUAAAAAGAUUCAUCCAUCCAAAUAUCUGUUUACAUAUAUGCAGUUGUACAUUUCACAUAAUGCACAAGAGAAGUCCAUUGUUACCUGUGUGCCUUGUAAUGCUACAGUGAUGACUGAAGUGCAAGUAUCCAACAUUUUUUCUACUUAAACGCUGCAAAAAAUUCUUUAAUACUGUUUCAGCAUGUUAAAUGCUAAAAACCAUUUCCAGGUCUUCCUCAUAGAAAUGGAACCAAAGUACAAACUGGUGUGUCACGCUCGACACCAAACAUGACACACAGGACGUGAUGAACGUGUUGCAAAACGGUUAGUUAACAGUAGAAAGCAGCAUAUAGGCCAGUGAAAUUAUUUACUUCUUUAUUAAUAUCUGUUACUUAUUCAGUCUUUCCUCAAACUCGGUCCUGACUAAUUUGAAACGAUGUUCAAGCACUGCUUGGACGGAGACAGAUGGAAUUUGUGGUGGCGCGUCAUUGCAUACUGCUCGGGUGAAAAUUAGCACGUCCACCCGGGUGCUGUUUUCAUUACUGCCUAUCAGAGCUGGAGCUGAUAAAUACCCAUGACUAGUACAGAGCAGGGUUCAUGCCAUACUACCAGACAUAUAACAGCCUAUAACAGACUGGCUGAUCACAGGUUUAGAGGCGGAGGCAAUGGAGGAAAAGGAUGCAGUGCGCCAAGUGUCACCAUAAAUCAAGUGUAUCUGGGGCGGCAGUAGCUCAGUCUAUAGAGACUUGGGUUGGGAACCGGAGGGUCGCCUGUUCGAGUCCCCGUCCGGAUCAAAAUAUGGAGUGUAGCUGGAGAGGUGCCAGUUCACCUCCUGGGCACUGCCGAGGUGCCCUUGAGCAAGGCACUGAACUCCCCCCAACCACUCAGGGCACCUGACCAAGGCAGCCCCAACACUCUGACAGCAAGAGUGAAAAAACUGAAUUACCUCUCAGGGGGAUUAAUAAAGUAUAUAAAAUAAAUAAAUAAAUAAAUAAAAUAAAUAUCUCCAGUCUGUUCUAUGAGGAGACCCACAGUGUGUUGAAGGUCAUCCUGGAGAACAUUAUCUGUGAUGCUGUCACCGAAUUCUGCCAAGCAGAAGAGGAAGACUGUUGUUGAUAAAGUGUAAGCUCUGAAGAGGCAGACAGGCAUAAAAAGAUGCGCCGGUUAUUACUAUCCCAGAAGUUUAUAUUUAAGUUGCCUUGGCAACAUAUCUUAUAGGUCACACAACGAUGGCCAUUAAAUAUGCUAUUAAUGAAUUUAUUAUUUUAUUUGGCAUAUUUCCCACCAGACAUUUUGGCCGGUGAUAUAUUCAUCUGCCGGAUCUACACGUGAUACCAGCAGAAAGCCAGCACAUAUGCUGGCUAUCGUAAACCCUGCUGCAGAGUCAUGUGUCCCAGGAAUGGAUUCAGAUUGUAACCUUUCCCACUUUAGGGAGACUUUAGGGUUGCAUCCUAAGUCAAUUUGAAUUUGUGACCCUUAAAUUGAAAAUUUACAUUUAAUGUAGAGGUGCAAUAGGAGUUUCCCCCCUACGCAGUACAUUUCUAAUAAUCAGGUGUCACAGUUUUUAAUUCCACUGUGAGUGUCCCCGCAAUUGAGUCAUAGAGAGUUGCUGUAAACUUUUAUUAUAUUUCUCAGCAAGAACCAUAGUUAACUAAAAUUAUAUAUAAUUUAGUCAUGAGCCCUUCCUCAUAAAUGCAUCCUGAAAUAAACUGUGGGACUUCUACCUGUGAUUCUGUGGGGCAGAAAUUGAUGGUUGUAGGCUGGGUAUGUGCAAAAAAAGAGAAAAGGUUUGUCAUUAAGAAAUGCUGUUUCUAAGGGGAGGACUGAAACGUAGAUGAAGUAUGAAAUUCAGCAGUUUGUGGAUUCACAAAUAAUCAUUUUAAAGGUCUUUGGCUUAAAUGGAAAUUACAUUAAACCUCAUUGUCUAUCCUUAAAAUAUUUAUUUUGUAAGAAAUGGCCCAACUGUGCCUGAACAUGGAUGUACUAUAACUAAUGGUAGUCCAUCAUGCAGUUUUCUCAGAAACUGAUGAUAAUCAAGGGAGGUGUAUUUGUUUUGUUUUGGGUUUUUGUUUUUGGAAGGACUUGGUCAUGUGUACAAAGCCAUAAAGCAGUAAAUGAACACUGACGGUUAAAUGAAUGGGAGAGAAGGCUUGACUCGAGCAGACAAACAUCAUUAAAAUUUCUUUGAACUCUGCAUGUUGCAUCAUUCAUGCAUUCAAACUGCAGUGCCUUAAGUGAGACCUAUAACGUGCCUACAUUGUACGCAUGUGUAUAUACUCUGAAUGUUUUUGUAUCAGGUCCUUUGACAUAUGAAUGCCAGUCACUUUUUACUGAUGCAACUUAAGGAUUUCUUUUUCUUCCUGAGAGCGCAGUUUCUUUAUGACUCGCAAUCUUGUUACCGUAUAUAUAUUUUUUUAAGUUUUCUCAGUUAUUCAUAACAACAAAGGUCAUGUUUUAGAACUGGAGGGUCUCAUUUUGGAACAAACCUUCUCAGCUCUGGUGGCUUUUAUACGCUUACUGAAUAUGUCACUUUGAUGUAAGACUUUACGUUUGUCUACAAUCCAUGUUUGCUGAGGGUGAAAACGUUACUGACCGCUACUGUAGCUUGGUAAAUACUCUGUUGUCAGCUGUGUGCUGAAUGGGGGCAAAGUUUAAGUUUAAGAAAAAAAAAAAAAACAGUUGUGUGCAGUGAAUGCCACGUGAGAUUUACACCCCUCACUGAGUUUGUUUUGUUGAACUUAAUGUUGAACUGUGCUGGUCAAACCUCAAAACAGCUCAUUUCUUUGUGUGUAAGAGAUUGGCUCAUCAAACUGCAAGCCAGUUUACUGUGAAAUAAAUUAUUAUAAAUUGUUAUAAUUUAAUUACUGAGGUCCAUUUAUUUCUUUUAGGUCAUGCAGGAAUGCUCAAGAGUGGCUACGCGAUGAUGUGAUUGUGCACUUAGUUAAGGGUGCCCUGUGGAGUUUUUGACCUCUGGCAGUGCUGUUAAGGUUUUGACUUGGUCCCAGAUUUGUUUGUCAUGUGCACAUGUGCGUAGAUGACUCAAUAUUCAUUGGCUUCAAACCAUUCUACUGAUCUUCAGGCAGUGGUAAUGUGCCAGUAAAAGGAAGGAGAAGAACAAGACUGCUAACUUGUGUACAAUAUAAAAUGUUCCAAACACCACCUUUGUAAGUGGUUUAUGGGGAAGGAAGUUAAUUCACAGUUAUCAGGCUUUGAUUCUAUGCACAAACCCGACUGGCCCAGAUCUGACUGGUUUGGGCAGUAACUUCUCAAAAUUUUGUCAGGCUUAAAUCUGAUUGGGUACAUGUAAUUUCACUGUUACUGUAAGGAUUAACAAAGGCUUAAGUUUCAGUGUGCUUGGCAUCUCCUCCAACAAAUCGCCCGGAGCCUCUGCUGCUGGUGCUCUGAAUAACACUUUUGUGUCUCUUGCAUAGUCUUUUUGCCCAUUUUAAACAACUUAGGAAGCCUCUUCAUCAGUCUUAUGUGUCAGGUAGUAUUUGACAUGUCCCAUAUCAGCUGUACUCCAUCAUGAGUGGUAUAUCAGCGGACUUGCUGAGGGUGACGGUCUUGGACAGUGGUGUCACCUUUGUAAAGAAGUUCAGGUAGUUGAGGGCAAAGAUCAGCUGGACGGGUUCAUUCAUCUCAAUAGUAACAGCCUCGUCCUUUUUGUCUACGUUACUGGUCUGGGAUGGUUUGACAUUUCCUGUGUCCAGCUCCAAGUGCGCUCUUGUCCUCAUAGUGGCUAUUUACGAAUGCAUCCUAGGUCACAAAUGUCUGUUACCUCACUGAAAAGGCUCAAGUUAACUUACCAGUAAGCUUGUUUUUUUAAAAAAAAAAAAAAAAAUUAUGACAGUUGAAAUCUGGCUGCGGGUCGGACUUGAGUCGGGCUUGGACAACAACUGCGCAGGUUCAUGUAGGUUCGGGCCAAAUUUUUUGGGCCCAAUCAAAGCUCUAAUUUGUUUCACCUGAAGGAUGCACACAAUGCAUCUUGUUAAGCAACACUGACUAUAAACAAACUCCACAGGGCACCUUUAAACAACGUCCCAAAGAUUACAGCCAAACAGACUGGAUGUUCUUGUUUUAAAUAGCAUUUGCCUUUGCUGGAGGGAGCAUUAGGUUUUGGAAGGAGCAGUGUUGAAGGUCAGAUCGGCAGCGCAGACCCAAAAAUACAUCAGGUACUCUUAAGCUUGUGGGAAUUGUUCUACUCAAGGACUUGUUACAGGGGAUUGAAUCAGGUCAGCUGAGUCGAGGGCAGUCUAGAUUUAUUACACAGUUCACACUUAAGCUUUUCAUGAGAACAAAUGUUAUUAUAAUAGAAUAAAUAUAAUACAAAUAAAUAAGUGAUUAAUAUGUGGACUUAAUUCAGAGAGCAAAGACUGUAUGUUUGAAAAAAGAAAAUGUGAUUUUUCUUUCAGUUCAAAUUGCUUUAUAUUCAUGUCUUAAGUGAAACACUUGAACUGCCUUGUUGUUGACAGACGCUACAUAACUGCCACAGACAACUCUUUUUUAAUUACUGUUUCAGCAUGUUAACUAGGCUUCCUUAGAAAUGGAGCCAAGGUAGUUAGUACCUGUAGUAAAAUAAGAAACUUCACAAUCAUAACAUCUGUAAUUCACUGUGAGCAUCAUUUUCCUUUUUUCAUUCAAAGACACCGUCUCCCACCUUUUUUCACCAAAAUUAACACAUAUACUUGGGUGUUUUGAAUGCGGGAAAACCCUCUAAAAAUAUAUGAUAGUCUCCUUUCCUAUUGCCAGUAGACGAACACGUCUUUUUGUUUUGUUCUGUUCUUUAUUUUCAACUGGUGUGUCGACAGGUGUGCCUUGCUGUUGACAGACGCUGCAGAAAUUAACCUGCCUUGCCUUUCACACAGAAACACAAAGAGAGAGUGAUAUGUGUUGGUGAUAAACUUAGUGAAUAUUUUUAUGUUGUUUGUAGCUUUAGUUGAUUCUGUAACAAAACUUGCCGCAUUAGACUACACAGUGACAUUAUUUACAGUAUAUAGCACUUAGAAAAACAGUUACAAAGUGCACAUUCAUUAUUUUGUUUAUUUAGGUAGUAACAUGUGAUACUGCUAUGUGAAAUAUGAAUAAGACCGCUAUUGCCUUUUGUAGCUAACAUUAGUUUUGUUGUUGUUUUUGUUUUUAAACCAAAGAUGUAACUAUGCACAGAAGCUGCUGACUUGGGGUUUUGGGGUUACAGUAGCUUUUAUCCUGAUUCUAAACUGAAUUCUGAAGUUAAAGUCAAUUGUAUUUUACUUAUUAUUUGUUUUAAAAUCAACGAAAAUCUGUUUGCUGGUUGGAGCAUCCGAGUUUGAGAUAUCCUGUAAAUUAAAUUAUUAUACUUUGUUAUCUUUACAUAUAUUAAAACAUCUGCAAAAUAUAUCAGUACAGAGUUUUUUUGUUCUCUACUGUCCAAAGAUAUUUCUUACAUGUGCUGAACAUGUGUUUUAAUAUGUGCUUCAAUAUACAUCAUAGUAUUUUUAGUAAAUAAAAUAUGGAUGACGAUAAAAAAA